AUGAAGGAUGGCAAGCGCAAAAGGGACUACAACAAAGAGACCCGGGCGUGUGGUUGCGAUGACUUUGACGAGCACUUGGAGCGCCUGGUUGCACUCCCUGCGUCGUUCCACUCCGGGGUUAUCGUACAAAUUGUAAACAACGCGGACUGCCUCUUCCACCAAUGCCUGUUCAACCCGAGGCUACUGUUGAUGAAGAAUUUGAACCUGAACGAACUGCUGAAGUUGAAGAUCCACCGAAGCCAACGAAGCGAAAAAAGACCGACAAAGUGUCCAAACUGUUGA
Molecule: messenger RNA, 282 nt
Organism: Aphanomyces astaci
Lineage: Eukaryota; Oomycota; Saprolegniomycetes; Saprolegniales; Verrucalvaceae
Exons: 2
Coding region: 1-282 (93 amino acids)
Source: RefSeq, a predicted model, not a curated record